Solea solea (common sole) is the source of this 702-nucleotide messenger RNA. RefSeq lists its product as uncharacterized. The record is from RefSeq and is a predicted model, not a curated record. The coding region runs from base 1 to 702 and encodes 233 amino acids. Lineage: Eukaryota; Metazoa; Chordata; Actinopteri; Pleuronectiformes; Soleidae. The transcript has 2 exons.
AUGCCCCAUUCCCAUCCACCCCCGACCAAGAAGGGAGCAACCCGUCCAGGCCAGGGACACGCCAUGGCACCCCAUGAGUGCCGCCGGGGCGGAGGACCAGAUACCCCCACACCCGACCAGAAGCAAUCCCCAGACCCCAGCCCCGCCCACAGCCCAGGAACAGUCCAGACCAGGCCCACGCUCCACCCCAUCUCCCACCCCAAGGGUCCCCAAAGCAAGGCGCCCCCCCCGCGUGCCUCCCACCAUGCCCCCCCCAAGGGACGGAGGACGUACAAGUCCGCCCCAGAGCGCAGCAGGAGCACAGCAGCGUGCACCGCCCCGCCACCCCGCAGGGCAGAUCCCAGGGGGGAUCACCCCCCCCCGCUAGGGGCCAACUCCACCCCCCAGCACCCCGCAGGCCCCAUCGCACAGAGACCCAGAGCCCCUACCCCCACCCGCAGUGCGGCGCCAGCCCAGCCCCAGUCCACGGUCCACCACCCCCAACCCCCACGGGCCCCCCAGGCCAAGGUGGCAGCCCCCCCACAAAUCCACCCCGACCCCCGUAGGGCAGACCCACAGCCACCGAGGGACGGUAGACCCAGGGCCACCAACCCACACAGACCACCAGAUAUCCCCAGCACCCCAGAUGCACGGCCCGCAACACCACGGACCGACCAGGGAAGACACAGUCACCAACCCGCCCUAGGAAAUAUAAUCAAUUAG